Colletotrichum navitas is the source of this 801-nucleotide messenger RNA. RefSeq lists its product as uncharacterized. Bases 130 to 618 code for a protein of 162 amino acids. Lineage: Eukaryota; Fungi; Ascomycota; Sordariomycetes; Glomerellales; Glomerellaceae. The record is from RefSeq and is a predicted model, not a curated record. The transcript has a single exon.
CUGGAGGGGACUUCAUGCACAUCUAUUUCCGUCCCCUCCUUUUUAUCCAUAGUUGCGUUCGGCAUGCCAUGAGCAGACGGGACUGAUGGAAUCGGAUUUUUUUUCGGUACGAGAUGAUGGGAUACCUCGAUGAACGACAACGACGACGACGACGACGACGACGCAUGCUUUCAUCUUUCUAUGGAUUCCUCUUGCGCAUGGAAGGAAGCAUCGGCAUUGGGGAGACACAGGGGGUGGGAAGAGAUAGGAAGGGAAAACCAACGCGUCGGCGACGACGGCUCGACUGGCGCUAGCAUACACCUAAUCAAACAGCUAACGGCAACAACAUUCCCCCCGACACGAACGCGAAACACGGAACACGACACAUUUUCUUUAGGACAGACAACUCAGCAUGGUGCGACGGCGUUUAUUUUUUUCAUUUUCCUGUUUGGGAAGCUGCAACUACUCUUUUCGGGAUCACGGCACAAUGGAAAGGGACUGUAUUUCUUCUUCUUCUUCUUUUCUUUUUAUUCUCUGGCUUCUUUGGGAUUUGACUUUGGUUGUUUUGUGUUUUCAUUCUUUCUUCAUACGCGUGCUCAUAUCUCGCUGACGAGUGGCGCCCCCUCCCCCCUAUCGUGAAGAUGCCCUCGUCAGCCUUCAUCUUUUUUUUUUCUUUUUUUUACAUGGAAAGGGGGCAGAAUCUCUCGCGAGAGGGUACUGUUCAUUGUUUUCGUUUUCUUUUUUUUAAAGGCCCCGUCCGUAGAUGUGGGAACUUUUCUCAUUUGAUUCUGGUUUACACGGUUCCCGUUUCAAGGGGGGGGA